Molecule: messenger RNA, 674 nt
Organism: Cyphomyrmex costatus
Lineage: Eukaryota; Metazoa; Arthropoda; Insecta; Hymenoptera; Formicidae
Product: THAP domain-containing protein 2-like
Exons: 5
Source: RefSeq, a predicted model, not a curated record
AUGCCUGUUUGUGCCGUCGUUAAUUGCAAAUCUCGUUCCAGUUCUUUGCAAGGGAAAUUUAAAUACCACGCAUUUCCUCAUAGUGAAGAAAUGAGGUUAAAAUGGGUAACUGCUUGUCGCAGAGAAAAGGAGUUUAAAUUUAAAGGAGCGGCUGUCUGUAACAGACAUUUCACAGAUGACUGCUACGAAUAUGUUUCCACAAGAAGAAAAGCUCUGGUAAAAAGAUUGAAGAAGGAGUCGGUGCCAAUCGUUCAUCUCGACCUUCAGAAAACUAGAAACAAGGUAAUGCUCAAUUAUUGGUCAGAAUGUGAAAAAGCUGGAUCGGCACACAAUGUUCUUGGAAUACCAAGCUACAACGACUUGAUAGAGGACAAUGAAGAAACCCCUUCAAAUGUUUCCUUACAACCAUUCGCUGCAAUUGAUGAUACUUCGUCACAACAUGUAGAUACUGGAAUUUUACGAACUGAGCUAUCUGAACCAAUGGAUUUUGCGGAAGAAAGAAGAGAAAUUGGCAGCAAUGAAACUUUCAAUGACAAACUUUUACGUCUGAAAUCUGAAAUAGGAUAUGAUAAUGAGAAUGAAAGAGUAAUGGAAAUUAAUGAACCGUUGAUUUACUGUUUUCUUCUCAUGGAACUAGUUACCAUGCACAAUAGUAUGUGCCGAUGGCACAUCAG